CCCUGCACUGUUAACAUGACUUCCACGAACCCGACUCAGGCGGACCGGGAAUGUUGCGACCUCUCGACCGAAGAUGGAGGAACACAUGAUUCUCCUCACACUACACACGAGCGAGCUGACACACAGCCUGCUGGAACAGAUGCCAGUUCCAUGGACCAACAAAGACCUGCUUUUGCAGUCGAGGAAAAGGAGCCUGAGUUUUCAACGCAUGAGUUCAUCCCAUCGUCUUUAGGAUCAGAGCAGCACAUUUGUGAGUUAAAACAUCUCACCCGAGACGGACUAGAGCCAGACCUCGAGACCCCCCUUCCAGCACCAGCUCUGGCCUUCACAGAUGAGUCCUCAGCCAGUCAAAGCCACAGUCACGGGCACGAUCCUACUGAACAAGAAGCUGAACAGAUCCUGAAGAACGAGGGGUUUGAUCAGGAAGAACUAAAGCAAGAUCAUGAGAACCGCAUGACACAGAGAAGAUAUGAUCUAGAGGAAGAAACGCCAGCUGUGGUGGUGACCCAACCAGAUGAGGUCUCAUCAGACCAGGUGGAGGACAUACAUUUUUCUGUGAAGCAUGAGGACAUGGUGCGCACCGAUUCCAGUCGCAAUGCGAGUCCCAGUGAGGGCACUGAACUCAGCAGCAGUGACCUGCUGUCCUUAAAGAGUGACACCCUAUCUCUGAUCAGUGAAACGGCCAUCUCAUGCAAAAGAGAUGAACAGGAUGGACCUGAGGAAGACACUAGGAGUAUCACAGCAUCUUCAGUUAUGUCACUGUUUCAUCGGGUACAGAUGGAGCCCAUCGAGAGGGAGUGGCUGCGGUGUGCGGCGCUGGGAAACGCUACCACCCUGUUCCUGCUUCUGCAACAGGACCCCACACUCCUCUCCAAAAAGACGGCGCUCCACUGGGCGGUCAAGCAGGGCUGUGUGGAGACGGUGGACAUGAUGGUGCGCUCCGGAGCGGACGUCAACCAGAGAGCGGGCUACACACCGCUCCACCUGGCUUCUCUGCACGGACAUGGCAAGAUCAUCCAGCUCCUAAUCAAUAACUACAAUGCCAAAGUCAAUAUCAGGGACUACCAUGGGAAGAUGGCAGCUCAUUACUGGAAUGGCAGCAAGGAUCUUUUUACAGAACACAGAUCUCAUUCUGCGGGCAGCUUGUCGAGGGGGAGGCGGGUCCAGUGCUACACACAGCUGUCUGCCCUCCUGUCUCGCUCUCAUAGUAACAGGAACAUCAAUGCAGAGGCGUCCGGCCGUCCACUAGAGCCCACUCCCUUAAACCGGUCAUGCUCAUCCUGAUACCCACAUCCCGCAUUAACCACUGCUCAGUAUUUGUGUGGAAAAACUCUUAUCUACAUGUUUUCAUAUGACCCUCUUAGAGUAUUGAAUAAAAUAAGACAAUGUCACUGUUUAAAGGAAA
Messenger RNA from Rhinichthys klamathensis goyatoka, 1405 nucleotides. RefSeq lists its product as uncharacterized. Gene Ontology annotation, molecular function: protein binding. The coding region runs from base 16 to 1284 and encodes 422 amino acids. Lineage: Eukaryota; Metazoa; Chordata; Actinopteri; Cypriniformes; Leuciscidae. The transcript is spliced from 10 exons. The record is from RefSeq and is a predicted model, not a curated record.